Molecule: messenger RNA, 2611 nt
Organism: Xylona heveae TC161
Lineage: Eukaryota; Fungi; Ascomycota; Xylonomycetes; Xylonales; Xylonaceae
Product: cysteine proteinase
Exons: 3
Coding region: 342-2516 (724 amino acids)
Biological process (GO): protein deubiquitination
Cellular component (GO): cytosol; nucleus
Molecular function (GO): cysteine-type deubiquitinase activity; cysteine-type endopeptidase activity
Source: RefSeq, a predicted model, not a curated record
CUUAGCCGGCGUGACAAGCGCACAAGUGGCAGCCUGCUGAAAAAGGUACGACGCACUUCAACGAAUGCUUUGGACACAAACACUCCAUAACUUACCUUGCGAGCUUAUCAACAAAGUGUCCUGCAACUGUUUUUGAUUCCGGGAACCAAGAAACCUCUUGCACCUCUUUGUUUAUCCACGCCUCAAAGCUAACGUUGGCGUUUUUCUCUCAUAUAGCCAAAAGUUGCCCAUGGCGACUUGUACGGUCUAUUCACAAUAACGGAUCGGAAGAAGCUCGACAAGGAAGAUGAGAAGAAGGUAUAAUUCAUUCCUGAAGAGGCUCGUAAGGAUGGCGGUCGUUAAUGCGCCCACAGGUCAAGGCUCUUGUGCAACGACUACAGUCGGUCGGUGUUACCACGCUCGGAGAACCACAAGCGGCCUACGCUCUACGAUCUAUAUAUGCCAAUGGUGAUGCGGACAAGGCCUUUGAGUUCCUCGUCCUCCUCGAAGAAUCCGCGGGCGGAAUAAUACGAGACUAUGACCGUAAUGUCAAGCUACUGGGCGCGGUCAACAGGGAUAGCGUAACGUGCUAUCUGGACGCCCUUCUUUUUGCCAUGUUUGCCCGGCUGGAAGGGUUCGAACCAAUAUUAUGCAACACAUUCGAGGAUGAACCCCGGAAAAGGCUGUCGAUUUUACUGCGGCUGUGGGUCAAUAUGCUCCGCUCAGGCAAACUUAUUACUACAGAUAUUACUCAGCAUUUACAAGAAGCGAUCGCGGCAUGCGGCUGGGACGAAGCCGCCAAGUUGCGACAGCAAGACGCCUCGGAGGCCUUCACCUUCAUCACCGGAACCCUGAUGCUACCGCUCUUAACCCUCAAGAUGGAUAUUUUCCAUACAGGCAAGGAAGAAGCGGCCGACGAUCACAAGUUUGUAAACGAACGCCUGCUCGAAGUCGCAAUUCCGACAGAUCUUGAGGAGAACAAAGUCAUAACGCUGGAAGACUGCCUGGAGACGUAUUUCAAUAACCGAAUCGACGUGAGACGGCAUCUCGAAAGGAGGCAGACACAGACGUCCGUCAGAUCGGCAGAUUCUUCCAAGGCUCUCGGAUAUCACCAUGAGAAAGUAGAGGCCGUUGAGCUGGGUUCCCGCCCUUCGAGCCCAUCUUCUCCACUGUCGCAAACUCCCACCAACGCGUCGCCAUUACGACCGGCAAUCUCACGGCAUCGAGCCCCCAGCAUCAUCCGUGAUCGCGUAGUUGAAGAAGCAAAUUCUUCUGAGAGAGCUGGCCCACGGCGGAAGUCGUCCAUUCGAAAAGAGGUCAUGAUGCCUGCCUGGCAGUUUUUCAGCUUAAUUCCCUGGUACACUGACAACAGCCCAACCAAUGAUGCUCAAGUGGCUGCGCAUUUGGCCUCUAAGCGGCCUUUAUUAGGUCUCUGCCUAAAGAGAUACUUUAUGCAACCGAACGGCAGACCUACACGACUAAAUACCUAUGUCGAUAUUCCGCUCGAAAUAGGCCUGCCCCACUUUAUUCAAGACGAUCGCAUGGACGAAGAUGCUCCAUUGUUUGGAAAUUUCAAGCUUUGUCUUCAAUCUGUUGUCUGCCACCGAGGCUCUUCUCUCGAUUCUGGACAUUAUGUCUCGCUGGUACGCGGCGAGGCUCCCAAUGCUGAAGAGCUCUCAAAAGAUUCUCUUUCAUUGGAGUGUCCCGAGGAGCGAUGGAUGCGAUUUGAUGAUCUCGCAAGAGAACGCGUCAAAUUUAUUGACAUCAAGAAAGCUUUGCGGGAGGAGACACCGUAUUUGCUCUUUUACCAGGUUCAGCCGAUUGAGGAGGAAACGGAUGAUACGCCUCCCUAUGACCACGAGCAUGAUCGGCCCCCCUCUUACAGUGAACAUGGCCACUCACAUGAUUACUACGACUCUUAUAAUCACCAUUCGACGGACCGCCACAAUCAGUCCCAAAAUCGAGACUGGGGUACGGGCAGCCUGACUCUAAGCGACGUCCGUGAGGGCGUGACCGAAGAUUAUCAGUCCCGUAAUCCAAGUUUCGAGCUCACCAAUUAUGAUGCUGAUCCUCGGGGUCGAACAAGCUGGUCGAGUGACCGAAGAAGAAGUAUCCAAUUUGAUCAAAGUAGCCUGCAAGUCCCUAGUGGCGCUAUAACUCCGAGCGAGGAAACCCCUGGUGAUGCAUCCGUGCCCUCGAGGUCAGGGUCGAAGACCUUGAAGUCGCCAUCCAAAAGUCGACCUCCGAGCCAAUCAGGCGAACGCACAUUUGCAGGCACCAUAUCAAGGCUGUCAGCUCGUCUCAGCAGGGACAAACUUGCUACUGCCGAACCGAAUGGUGAAGCUACCGUUGAGGAUGGCAAUGGCGGCCCGCCAGGUUCGGUUGGUUCCUCUUUCCGGUCAGAUAUCAGUCAAGCGCUGGAGAAGGACAAGGACAAGGACAAAGAAAAGGGAAAGCAGCGCAAAAAGGAAAAGCGGCUACGUAGUCGAACUCGACUGCCUAAAGAAAGACCUGAGCGGGAGUGUUCUAUCAUGUAAUCGCAAGGGAUGUGAUAUAGGAGAAGGGCACAUUGGGGCCAUCUAAUGUUUCAAACAAAGGAGGAGAAGGCUUUUCAGUGGAAUCUUGCUGCUAU